AUGAUGCUUGAAACUCAGCGUGGCUCGAUACGCCUUGAGCGCAAUCGCAUCUUGUUCCUUGGCGAUGUCCAUCUUCCGCCGCGCUUCCGCUUCCUCCAUGUCGCGCCGUGCUUUGUCCUUGGAAUCAAAUUCGGCACGUGCUAUGGCGCGGCGCUUCACCGCCAGGUCUGGACUUGCGCAUUCCGUCAACGGCUUGGCUUCUACCUUCUUGGAGAGGAAGGUCCGACUCCCGGUCAUGAUAGGCGUCGCCUUGAACACCAUCUUUUGCAAUCGCGCUUUCUCCUCCUCCAUCUUCAGCUUUGCCAAACGCUCCUUGGCCAGCUCGUCAAAGCGUUCUCCAGGCAUGUGGAAAGGCUCGAUCUCUGUCAAAGGCAUGCGCUUUACAUUGGAGUUGAGACCUUGCGCAGUGUUAUACAGUGGAAGCGGAGCUGCCUUGAAGACACGCUUCAACGAGGCGGCUUCGAGGUCGGCUUGGACCUUGACAUGGAACUCUUCCUGAUACGCUUUGUGUCGGCGCACACUCUCCAAAUUGGGGCUCACUGGUAUUGUCGUUGUCGUCCUACUCGGGGCCACAACUUUCCGACGCUUGACAGAAGGCAUCGGGUUGGCGUGGAAGGGCUUUGCCAGCUCCAUCCCAUCGACGUCUUCGACUUCGAGUGGGGUGCGAGUGCGUUUGUUGGUGUGGAGAUUGGGUGA
Molecule: messenger RNA, 696 nt
Organism: Aphanomyces invadans
Lineage: Eukaryota; Oomycota; Saprolegniomycetes; Saprolegniales; Verrucalvaceae
Exons: 1
Coding region: 1-696 (231 amino acids)
Source: RefSeq, a predicted model, not a curated record